AUGCAUUGCGGUGCCCAAGCCUUGCGCGCCAUUGCUAGGCAACAGUAUUGGAUCAUCAAUGACAAAACAAUGGCAAGAAGCAUUGUACAUAACUGCGUGCGAUGUACCAGAGUCAAGCCCAAAUUAAUGAGUCAAAUCAUGGGAAAUCUACCGAGCGAGAGAGUCACACAGGCUCGGCCCUUCUUUAACUCUGGAGUAGAUUACUGCGGCCCCAUAUGGAUUCAUCACAAGAUUCGAGGAAAACGUCCCGACAAGGCCUAUAUCGCAGUGUUCUGUUGCUUCGCCACGAAAGCAAUUCAUUUGGAGUUGGUAAGCGACCUCACAACAGACGCCUUUUUGGCCGCUCUCCGCCGGUUUCUUGGACGUCGAGGGAAGUGCCAGACAAUCCAUUGCGAUAAUGCAACAAAUUUUAUUGGAGCCAACAAUAAAUUAAAAGAGCUCGAAACCAGCAUCUUCUCAACCAAUGCGCAGGACUCCAUAGUUCAGCAUUGCAACAAAAGAGAAAUAAACUUCAAAUUCAUUCCCCCACGAGCACCAUCCUUCGGUGGCCUAUGGGAAGCUGCGGUGAAAUCCGCAAAACGGCUGCUAGUAUCAAUUACAGCCACGGCGUCUUUGACGUUUGAAGAACUCAACACUGUGGUCGUUGAAGUUGAAGCGAUCCUCAAUUCACGGCCGAUUACUCCCAUGUCAUCAGACCCCACUGACGAAUCAGCUUUAACGCCAGGACACUUCCUGAUUGGAGAACCACUAACUGCUCCUCCUGAUACCAACAUCAUUCCGGGCGGCAAACCAUUAGUAAAAAGAUGGGAACUGGUAUCACGACUGAAGCACGCGUUUUGGAAACAAUGGUCAUGUGAGUACCUGCAAGAACUUCAGAAUCGACACAAAUGGAAGCAUGCAUCUCCGAAUAUUAAAGAGGGAUUGUUAGUCCUUAUAAAAGAGGACAACGUGCCUGUAAUGAGCCUAUGGGAAGAGUUCUCAAAACAUAUCCCGGACCGGACAACCUCGUUCGGGUAG
Messenger RNA from Drosophila ananassae, 1017 nucleotides. RefSeq lists its product as uncharacterized. NCBI's taxonomy places the organism in Eukaryota, Metazoa, Arthropoda, Insecta, Diptera, Drosophilidae. Gene Ontology annotation, biological process: DNA integration. Gene Ontology annotation, molecular function: nucleic acid binding. The record is from RefSeq and is a predicted model, not a curated record. The transcript has a single exon. The coding region runs from base 1 to 1017 and encodes 338 amino acids.